This is a messenger RNA of Tarenaya hassleriana, 1573 nucleotides long. Its product is annotated as rac-like GTP-binding protein ARAC2. The transcript is spliced from 7 exons. Gene Ontology annotation, molecular function: protein kinase binding; GTPase activity; GTP binding. The record is from RefSeq and is a predicted model, not a curated record. NCBI's taxonomy places the organism in Eukaryota, Viridiplantae, Streptophyta, Magnoliopsida, Brassicales, Cleomaceae. The coding region runs from base 96 to 704 and encodes 202 amino acids. Gene Ontology annotation, biological process: establishment or maintenance of cell polarity; actin filament organization; regulation of cell shape. Gene Ontology annotation, cellular component: cytoplasmic vesicle; nucleus; cytoskeleton.
CCAACACCCCUUUUCUUCUCCUCUUCUGCAAAUAGAGAUUUACCCAAAAAAAAAACAAAAAAAGGGAGGAAAAUAAGUGAUUAUUUAAAAAAAAAAUGAGCACAGCAAGAUUCAUAAAGUGUGUCACUGUCGGAGAUGGAGCUGUCGGAAAGACUUGUAUGCUCAUCUCCUAUACAAGCAAUAUUUUCCCGACGGAUUAUGUUCCGACGGUUUUCGACAACUUCAGUGCCAACGUGGUGGUCGACGGCAGCACCGUGAAUCUCGGCCUCUGGGAUACCGCCGGGCAAGAGGACUAUAACAGGCUAAGGCCCCUGAGCUACAGAGGGGCUGACGUGUUCUUGUUGGCCUUUUCCCUUAUCAGCAAGGCCAGUUACGAGAAUAUUUACAAGAAGUGGAUCCCGGAGCUCAAACAUUACGCGCCCAACGUCCCGGUCGUGCUCGUUGGAACCAAACUAGAUUUGAGGGAAGACGAAGAGUUCUUGAAGGAUCGUCCAGGGUCCACAGCUAUAACAACUGCCCAGGGAGAGGAAUUAAGGAAGCUAAUUGGAGCUGUUAGGUACAUAGAGUGCAGCUCCAAGACCCAACAGAAUGUGAAGACAGUGUUUGAUACAGCAAUAAGAGUGGCUUUGAGUCCACCAAAGGCAAAGAAGAAGGCAUUGCCAUUGGCAACCACCAAGAGGUCAAAAUCAUGCCUUUUCCUCUAAAGCAUUGUCCCCCUUUUUUUGGUCUUUAAUGCAAGACGACGAACAUCCCUAUGUCAAACCUUUUGAUACUCUCAUACAUUUGUGUUUUUUUUUUUAUAAAAAAAAAUCCUCUAUACAAUAGACAUAAUGAAGAUCAAUUUCCCCCCAUGAAAUACCAAUAUAUAUUUUAUUAAAUUUUAAGUUUUCAGGGCUAUCUUUGUGGAACCCUUCAUUUGUUAUUUAGAUUUAGUUGAAUUUUGGACAUGAUCAAGGCCAUGAUACCUAAGCAGCAGCCCACCGACCUUUCGUCUGGUUGAUUUUUUUUUUUGUCAAACCAUGAAGUUCACCUGGGCCUUCGACCUAACCUACAUCUCCGUGGGCCCGAAAACAGCCUUUGAACACACAACCUUUGGCUAUGCCUCUCCCUCCCCGCAUGUCUGGAUUCGAACCCCUGACCUGGAGGAGGAACACCCUCACUUCCAGUCCAAGUACCACUCGACCACAGUCUGGUUGAUUUUACACCACAAAAACGAAUUUGUAGACAUACCCUUUGGUUAUGACAGCCUUGUCCAUGGAAGGGACUCGAUUAAAUCCGAACCCAAACAACAGAAUGCAAACAAAAACAUCGAGGCACCCAAAAAAGCCAUAGAAACAAUACAGAACAGAAGCCAAACAUGGUACGGGACAAGAUCAUAGAUCAUAUGAGUUUAAGUUACUCGAGGAAGAAUGAGACGGGCAUGAAUAAAAACAGAGGAAACUAUCACAGUCAUGUCUUGAAGAGCCUAAAGUCUGAGAUAGGUAGGUGCCCAAAGUUCUGUAGUUAUAACCACAGCUUCUUUCUUUCAUCAAUGGGGCAAGAGGUAAAUAAGAACAGUUUAUGUUUACUUGAA